AUGUGGGUGAUUCUGCACAUUUAUUUUUUUAUGUCUUGUAGCUAUAUAUCUGUGGCUUUGAUGGCCAGUUCAGGAACCUGUCAACUACAAGGACACUUUACAUUAAACGGGAUGUACCAGAAUGGAGACUUUUUAAUUGGUGGUUUAUUUGAGAUUCAAUACCUUAAAACAUUCCCAGGGCUAAGCUUCAGAACAGAGCCAAAACUACCACAAUGUGAAAACUUCUAUAUGACAAGCUUCCAGCAGGCAAUAACAAUGGUUUUUGCCAUCCAUGAGAUUAAUAACAAUCCCAACCUGCUGCCUAACAUCACACUUGGUUAUCAGAUGUAUGACAACUGUUUAAGGCUUGGAGUGGCAUUUCGGGCAGCUACAGCACUUAUAAGUGGGACAGAGGAGACCAUCUCUGACCGCAACUGCAGAGGCCCACCACCAGUUAUUGGAGUCAUAGGUGAUCCAGGAUCUACACAUUCUAUUGCAAUUUCCAGUGUUCUGGGGCUUUUUCGAAUGCCUAUGAUUAGCUAUUAUGCCACCUGUUCCUGUUUGAGUAACAGGAAAAAGUACCCCUCUUUCUUCAGAACAAUCCCCAGUGAUGCCUUUCAGGUGCGAGCUAUGGUUCAAAUUUUGAGGCAUUUUGAAUGGACCUGGGUUGGUCUCCUCUACAGUGACGAUGAUUAUGGCAUCAAUGCUGCGCUGUCCUUCCACCAAGAUGUGCAGCAGUUUGGAGGCUGUGUGGCCUUUUCUGAGAUACUGCCCAAUGAUAACAACCAGAUGGCAGUACAACACAUAGUCAGAGUCAUUCAAAUCUCUACAGCAAAAGUAGUGGUUGUGUUUUCCACUUCAAGCUAUUUGCUGCCUGUGGUUGAUGAAAUGCUGUUGAAAAAUAUUACAGGCAGGCAAUGGAUUGCUAGUGAGGCUUGGUCCACCUCACCUGUGCUUCUUACUCCAAGACUUAGGUAUGUUUUGGGGGGUACACUGGGUAUAGCCAUCCGACGGGGAGAGAUUGAAGGACUUGACAACUUUCUGUUACGUCUUCGUACUGACAAUUUCUCACAAAACAGUAUGGUCAGGAUUUUCUGGGAGAACAUGUUUGAAUGCAAAUUUGACACUGGGGGAGGACUGAGAGCAAAAAUGUGCUCAGGACAAGAGGAUUUGAGAAGCAAAUAUACACCAUACACUGACGUAUCUGAGUUGAGAGCUUCUUAUAAUGUCUAUAAGGCAGUUUAUGCUCUAGCAUACGCACUACAUGACCUAAUGCAUUGUGAGGAGGGAAGAGGACCAUUCAGUGAGAACAGAUGUGUUGACAUAUCAAAUCUAAAACCUUGGCAGCUGGUUCACUACCUUCAAGGAGUGAAAUUUACCACAGGCUUUGGGGAUCAUGUGUCGUUUGACAAAAAUGGAGAUGCUCUGGCCAUCUAUGAUGUGCUGAACUGGCAGCCGAGCUCUGAGGAGUCAGUAACUAUCAGAAGAAUUGGUGUUGUAGAUGAAGGGGUGACAACAGGGAAGGUGUUCACACUAGAUGAGAAUGCAAUAUACUGGAACUUUGAGACAAAUAAACCUCCACGGUCUGUGUGCAGUGAAAGCUGCCCCCCAGGAACCAGACGAGCAACAAGGAAAGGGCUUCCUGUCUGCUGUUUUGACUGCUUGCCAUGUGGAGAUGGGGAAAUUUCCAAUACAACAGAUGCCACUGAGUGCAUAGCAUGUCCAAAUGAUUUCUGGUCCAACCCACAAAAAGAUCGAUGCAUCCCAAAAGAAGUAGAGUUUCUCUCGUAUGAGGAUCCUCUGGGCAUUUCUCUGAUCACUGCGGCCAUGCUUGGCACUUUAAUCUGUGCUCUUGUGAUUACAAUUUUUGCUCAUUACCACAAAACUCCUGUAGUACGUUCAAAUAAUUCAGAGCUCAGCUUCCUGCUUCUGUUGUCACUUAAACUCUCUUUCCUGUGUGUGCUGCUGUUCAUUGGUCAGCCACAGUUAUGGACAUGUCAGUUAAGACAUGCUGUGUUUGGCAUAAGCUUUGUUCUGUGUGUCUCCAGUAUCCUGGUUAAGACUAUGGUGGUAAUAGCCGUCUUUAAAUCAUCACGGCCCGAGGGUAAAAAUGCAAUGAAAUGGUUUGGAGCAGCUCAACAAAGAGGGACAGUCCUGAUCCUAACAGCUCUUCAAGUUUUGAUAUGUGCAGUCUGGCUGUCAACUGCUUCUCCAACACCCUAUAAAAAUAGCCGGUAUAUCAGAUCUAUUAUAGUCUAUGAAUGUGCCAUUGGCUCAGUGGCUGGAUUUUCUCUGCUGUUGGGAUACAUUGGACUGUUGGCAGCAGUAAGCUUCCUGUUAGCCUUCCUAGCCAGAAACCUUCCAGAUAAUUUUAAUGAAGCAAAGUUCAUCACUUUUAGCAUGUUGAUUUUCUGUGCUGUGUGGAUUGCAUUUGUUCCAGCAUAUGUGAGCUCUCCAGGGAAGUAUGCAGUGGCUGUGGAGAUUUUUGCCAUACUAGCUUCUAGUUUUGGCUUACUGCUAGCAAUAUUUGCCCCAAAGUGCUACAUCAUUAUAUUACACCCAGAAAGAAACACUAAGAAAGCCAUUAUGGGGAAAAGUACACAAAAUAAAUAG
Danio aesculapii is the source of this 2592-nucleotide messenger RNA. RefSeq names its product extracellular calcium-sensing receptor-like. Gene Ontology annotation, cellular component: membrane. The record is from RefSeq and is a predicted model, not a curated record. Gene Ontology annotation, biological process: G protein-coupled receptor signaling pathway. Bases 1 to 2592 code for a protein of 863 amino acids. The transcript is spliced from 6 exons. NCBI's taxonomy places the organism in Eukaryota, Metazoa, Chordata, Actinopteri, Cypriniformes, Danionidae. Gene Ontology annotation, molecular function: G protein-coupled receptor activity.